This is a messenger RNA of Lolium rigidum, 2815 nucleotides long. RefSeq names its product E3 UFM1-protein ligase 1 homolog. The record is from RefSeq and is a predicted model, not a curated record. Gene Ontology annotation, cellular component: endoplasmic reticulum membrane. Gene Ontology annotation, biological process: regulation of proteasomal ubiquitin-dependent protein catabolic process; protein K69-linked ufmylation; response to endoplasmic reticulum stress. Bases 16 to 2469 code for a protein of 817 amino acids. Lineage: Eukaryota; Viridiplantae; Streptophyta; Magnoliopsida; Poales; Poaceae. The transcript is spliced from 20 exons. Gene Ontology annotation, molecular function: UFM1 ligase activity.
ACGCGGGGAGGGGCGAUGGACGCGGAGCUCCUGGAGCUGCAGCGGCAGCUGGAGGCGGCGCAGAGCGCGCGGUCGAGCGUGCGCCUGUCGGAGCGGAACGUGGUGGAGCUGGUGCAGAAGCUGCAGGAGCGCGGCCUCAUCGACUUCGAGCUCCUCCACACCGUCUCCGGCAAGGAGUACAUCACAUCCGACCAUCUGAAGCAUGAGAUCAAGUUGGAGAUCAACAAUCGAGGGCGCGCAUCACUAGUCGAUUUAUCAGAUAUCCUGGGGGUGGAUCUCUACCAUGUCGAGAGGCAGGCACAAAAGGUCGUCACGGAGGAUCCGGCCCUGAUGUUGAUCAACGGCGAGAUCAUGUCACAGUCUUACUGGGACACUGUGACAGAAGAGAUAAACGAGAAGUUGCAAGAGCGCAGCCAGAUUGCCUUGGCUGAGAUUGCUGCGCAGCUACACAUUGGGUCGGACCUGGUCAUCAAUAUCCUCGAGCCUCGGCUUGGAACUAUUGUGAAAGGACGGCUAGAAGGUGGCCAGCUAUACACUCCAGCAUAUGUCUCACGGAUUACUGCCAUGGUCCGUGGUGCGGCAAGGGGCAUAACAGUUCCGACAAACUUGCCAUCUGUUUGGAACUCCUUGCAGCAACAGCUCCAAGAAAUGCACGGUUCUAAUGGAGUUUCGGUGGAAGGUUCAUUCUUCCAGUCCAUUUUUGCUGCCUUGCUAAAAGAAGGUGCUGUACUUGGGUCUCUCCGCGCGGGAGUAAAUUGGACACCAGCUGUUUUUGCGCAUGCUCAAAAGGAAAGCGUUGAUGCCUUUUUUUCACAGAACUCUUAUAUUGGUUACGAAGUGCUUCAGAAACUUGCAAUCCCUCAGCCUAAGCAGUACUUGGAGGCCAGAUAUCCAGAUGGCAUUGCACUGGAGGCUAUUUUUGUUCAUCCUUCAGUUGUCGAUAUGCUAGAUGCUGCUGUGGGUGACGCAAUCGAGAAUGGACAAUGGAUUGAUUCUCUUUCGGUCCUUCCAUCGUAUAUCAGUGGCCCUGAUGCAACCAAGAUAUUAUCCCUUUGUCCAUCUUUUCAGAAAGCAGCCAAGUCUUCUAAAGCAGUGAUAUUUGGAGAAUCAUGUGUCUUCAGUAAUGUGUUCAUUAAGAGUAUUUUUGAUCGACUAGAGAAGGAGAUUGACUCCUUUGGUAUUAGACAUAUUGCUGAUCAAGCAAACCCCAUGAAUAUGAAUUCGAGUACAUCUGCCCAGUACUCGAACACAAAAGAGAUUGGUGAUAAUGACACCAGUAGUACUACUAGUACUGCUGUUUCAUCAGACAGAGGGCCAAAGAAGAAAAGAGGGAAAGUGGCAGGGUCUGCCAAAGGUGGAUCACUUGAAAAGGAUGAUGACAGUGAAGAAAUUAUCCCUGUAAAGGGCAAGAAAUCUCAUAGAAAAAACAAGGAUGCUGGUUCUUCAGGUGAUGCCAAACGCGGUGGUAAAAAAACAUCAGAGAAACCAAAAGAGGAGAAUACAAAUAUCUUUCCUGAUGAAUUGAUACAGCAAAAGGUUUUGGCUGUUGCUCCAGAGCUAGAAGAGUUAUCAGGCUCAGAUGACUUAAACAGCCCAAUUAAAUUAUUGUCCUCUCACCUGAGACCAAUGCUUAUUGACUCAUGGAAGAAGAAGAGGAACACCAUGCUGUCAGAAAAUGCUGAAAGGAGGCGGAGUGUGCUUGAUAAUCUGCAAAAGCAGCUAGAUGAGGCAGUCCUGGAUAUGCAACUCUAUGAAAAAGCUCUGGAUGUGUUUGAGGAUGAUCCUGCUACCUCCGGUAUAUUACACAAGCAUCUGCUAAGAACUCUGGGUACACCAACAGUGGACAAGAUUUUGCUUACCCUGGAUAAGGACAACAAAUUGAAGAGUGGAAUGGAGUUUGAAGACAGUGAAGAACAGCAUGUUCAAUUGAGCACCACUGACCGUACUUUUCUGGCAAAGGAUCUUCCUGGGCAAUUGUCAUCAAAGGCUCAAGCUUUAGUCGAAGCGCUGGAGGGAAAGCGGUUUGAUUCAUUUCUGGAUGCCUUAAGAGAUACAGCAGAGGAAAGUGGCUUGUCAUUUAAGAAGCUUGAUAAAAGAUUAGAGCGAUCAAUGAUGCAUUCCUACCGCAAGGAUUUGAUAGCACAAGUUUCUUCAGAGAGUGAUCCAGUUUCCUUCCUACCAAAAGUUGUUGCUCUACUUUUUCUUCAGGCAUACAAUAAGGCUCUUCAGGCACCUGGAAGGGCUGUUGGUGCUGUAAUCACAAUACUGAAGGACAAGCUGCCAGCUUCAACCUUUAAGGUUUUGACUGAUUAUCACAGCACAACCGUGAAAGUUCUCGCACUACAAGCUGCUGCUACGGGUGAUGAUGAAGAUUGCACAUCGGCUAGGUUGAUGGAGAGGAGGGAAGAUCUGGUGGAGAGGCUGAUGCCGGAACUGAAAUCCCUGGCCCUCGGCACAAGCAAAGAGUGAGCAGCAAAGAUUGUGUGUCCAUGUAAAUACACAGCAUAUCUAUCCCCGGCACCUGGAGCUAGGGAUACAAGCAGCAGGCCUGCGAUACUUGAGUCAACUUAGUGCAAUCUUCACUCGAAUUUUAUGUAGUGGUGACUUUAGGUACUUCUAUGGGUUCCCUGCUUGCAUCUAGAGCUCUAUUCAGCCGCUCGGAGUACCAAAGAAGAAGCAAUGGUGCUUAUCUUACUGAAAGAAAGAUUCUCUAGAUUCGUGUGACAACGGAAUUGACAUCUCAUGUAGUGUAUAAGUACUUCAGAAUAUGUUCAUGACAAUCUUCAGAAGGCUUUACUGAAUUUAUUUUUUGCUC